This is a messenger RNA of Acinonyx jubatus (cheetah), 4701 nucleotides long. RefSeq names its product leucine rich repeat containing 31 (gene LRRC31). The transcript has 9 exons. Gene Ontology annotation, molecular function: protein binding. Lineage: Eukaryota; Metazoa; Chordata; Mammalia; Carnivora; Felidae. The record is from RefSeq and is a predicted model, not a curated record. The coding region runs from base 2491 to 3978 and encodes 495 amino acids.
UCCAUAGGGCACCAGUCACCACAACUCAGCCAACUGGUAGCAGCUCUGACUCAACUGCCUUAUAUCUUGAGCUGUGACAUAAGCUAUCCUUUGAAGAAAGGGUUUUAUGUAUUUAAAAAAAUGAAAUAUAUGGUUUGUAAGUUCAUGUCCAUGGAUCUCAUAAAUUAGUACUUAUAUUUAUACUGAGGCAUUUGAUAAAAGUCUAUCAUGUUGCUUUGUUUUGGUAAUUAAGGAGCUUUAAAGCUAAUAUUCAUUCAUUCAUUCAAUUAUUUGUUCAUUCAACAAAUAUUUAUAACAUACCUCUCAUGUAAAAGGCCCUGCAGAGUCCCAUCUCCCUGGGAAGCCCUAGGAAAUGUAAGUCACCAUGCUCCUGAGAAAUGAACAAGGCAGAAAUUAGAGUUUCUGUUUUACAGAUGAAUCACCCAAAGCUCAGAGAAGCCAAAUUACUUGCUCACCUGCAGGACCCACAAUUUGAACCAAGUCUUCCACUUCUGCGGUCUUAGACUUGCCCAUCAGAUCAACCGUUACAGAAUGCCCAAGCAGGAUGUGGUCUGAGAAGAGAGUCCUGAAUCUGUCUGCGGGUGACCUUUGAGAAACAAUUUGUUUGAAUAGGUGAAUGUGGUCACCAGAACAUAGAGGUUGAUUGGUAAAUGUGGUGAAGUGAGACCAGCAAGUACAAACCACCUUUUCCAAACAUUUGACAGUAAAGGAAAUGAUUGACAGAAUAGUGGCUUGAGAAGAAAAAGGUUUGGGAAGGCUGGAACUUGAGCAUGAUCGUAGGUCGAUCCUAUGGGGAUAAAGUCUUAAAAACAAAAGAGAAAGCAUAAGGUAUCAUGCAGAGAAAUAUUUUAACACAAAAAUUUAUUUACGUAUUAAAAAUUUUUAAUGUUCAUUUAUUUUUGAGAGUGAGGGUGAGAGAGAACAUGAGCCAGGGAGGAGUGGAGAGAGAGGGAGACACAGAAUCUGAAGCAGGCUCCAGGCUCUGAACUGUCAGCACAGAGCCAGACACGGGGCUCUAACCCACGAACUAUGAGAUCAUGACCUGAGCAGAAGUCACGCUUAACUGUCUGAGCCACCCAGAUACCCCCUAACCCAAAAAUUUAAACACAUACACACACAUAAUGGGUUCUGGAGCAGUCUGUUCUAGGUUCACAUUCUGACUCUGCUACUUACAGUCUCUCUGUGUCUCAGGUUCUAAAUCUAUGAAACAGUGUGAUUGAGACUCUUUGAAUUAAGCUUAACAAAGUGUCCUGGACUCACUGCAUGCAAGAGUUAGUCCCUCCCCAUCCCCCCAUCCCUAACUCGCUUCUGCUCUACUCAAAAUUCGGGUUGCCACAUAAAAUACAUGCAAUAUUUGGGGCAUACUUUUACUAAGCCAUGAUUCCUUGUUUACUUGAAGUCUCAAUUUAAUUGGACACGCUGUUUUUGUUUUCCUAAAUCUGGCAACCAUACCCAAAAUAAAAUACAUUGUAUGCAAUGCACCCUGAUAGAAAUGGAAGGCCUGUGUAAAGAGAUAAAAUUGUGGAUGGUGCUGCCUCCUACUGGGAGAAUGUGGCAACAUCAACCAUCCCUACACAGACCACACCCUAUAGGUGUUUGCUUAAAAAUAGCAAUCUACACAUUCAAUGCAAUCCCAAUCAAAGUUGCCCUGACAUUCUUCUCAAAGCUAGAACAAACAAUCCUAAAAUUUGUAUGAAACCACAAAAGACCCCAAAUAGCCAAAGUAAUAUUGAAGAAGAAAACCAAAGCAGGAGACAUCACAAUCCCAGACUUUAGCCUCUAUUACAAAGCUGUAAUCAUCAAGACAGUAUGGUAUUGGCACAAAAACAGACAUAUAGACCCAGAAUGGAAUAGAAUAGAGAGCCCAGAAUUGGACCUACAAAUGUAUGGCCAACUAAUUUUGACAAAGCAGGAAAGAGUAUCCAAUGGAAAAAAUACAGUCUCUUUAGCAAACUGGGAGAACUGGACAGCAACAUGCAGAAGAAUGAAGAAGGCCACUUUAUUUCACCAUACACACACACACACACACACACACACAAAAACCCUCAAAAUGGAUAAAAGACCUAAAUGUGAGACAGGAAACCAUCAAAACCCUAGAGGAGAAAGCAGGCAACAACUUCUUUGACCUCAGCCACAGCAAUUUCUUACUCAACACAUCUCCAAAGGCAAGGGAGUUAAAAGCAAAAAUAAACUUUUGGGACCUCAUCAAGAUAAAAAGCUUCUGUACUGCAAAGGAAACAAUCAACAAAACUAAAAGGCAACCGAUGGAAUGGGAAAAGAUAUUUGCAAAUGACAUAUGAGAUAAAGGACUAGUAUCCAAAAUCUAUAAAGAACGUACCAAACUCAACACCUGAAAAAUAAAUAAUCCAGUGAAGAAAUGGGCAGAAGACAAGAAUAGGCACUUUUCCAAAGAAGACAUCCAGAUGGCUAACAGACACAUGAAAAGAUUCUCAACAUCACUCAUCAUCAGCUAAGCCUCUCACUUCAGAAAUGGAGUUGGGAUCCAGGAUGGAGAAAAACGAGCAAUUCCUGCAGAAGCUGGGCAGAAAGUCUGUCAACAAGUGUCUGGAUCUGAAUAACUGUGGAUUAACGACCGAGGACGUGAGGGAAGUGGUUGCUUUGCUGCCUCUUCUCCCAGACUUGGAAAAACUGGAUAUUUCCUGGAAUGAUCUUAUAGGUGGAACCCUCCAUUCAGUCACCCAGCAAAUGCAUCUCGUCAGCAAGUUAAAAAUCCUGAGGCUGGGAAGUUGCAGACUUACCACUGAUGAUGUUCGAGCACUGGGAGAAGCACUGGAGGCAAUACCUGAGCUGGAAGAGCUGAACUUGUCCUGGAACAGUAAAGUGGGAGGAAACUUGCCUCUGAUCCUCCAGAAGUUCCAAGAAGGGAGCAAGAUACAAACGCUUGAGCUCAUAGAUUGCAACCUCACAUCAGAAGAUGGGGCGUUUGUGGGUCAGUUGCUACCCAUGAUGCAAAAUCUUGAAGUACUUGAUCUUUCCAUUAACAGAAACAUCGGUGGCAGUCUAAACAGUAUUGCUCAGGGAUUAAAAAGUACCUCAAAUCUGAAAGUACUGAAGUUACAUUCAUGUGGACUAUCGCAAAAGAGUGUCAGAAUAUUGGAUGCUGCUUUUAGGUACUUGUGUGAACUGAGGAAAUUAGACCUUUCCUGCAACAAGGAGCUGGGUGGAGGUUUUGAAGACUCGUCAGCUCAGUUGGCCAUGUUGGAGCAUCUAGAAGUCCUGGAUCUUCACCAGUGCUCGCUGACGGUAGAUGACGUGAUGUCGCUGACCCAGGUAAUCCCUUUACUCUCGAGUCUUCAAGAGUUGGAUUUAUCUGCCAACAAAAAGAUGGGUGGCUCUUCUGAAAACCUACUCAGCCGGCUCCGAUUUUUACCAGCCCUGAAGUCCUUACUCAUCAACAACUGUGCUUUGCAAAGUGAGACGUUUACCGCCCUCGCUGAAGCCUCUGCUCACCUCCCUGCUCUGGAAGUAUUCGACCUUUCUUGGAACAAAUGUAUUGGUGGCAACCUGAAGCUGCUUCUGGAAACACUGAAGUUCUCAGAGUCCCUUCAAGUGCUGAGACUGAGCAGCUGUUCCCUGGUGACAGAGGACGUGGCUGUCCUGGCAUCACUAAUACAGACGGGUCAUCUUGCCAAGCUGCAGAAGCUUAUCCUGAGCUAUAACGACAGUAUCUGUGACACAGGAUGGGCCAUCUUCUGCCAAAACAUGUGGUUCCUCAAAGAGUUAACCGAGCUGGAUAUCAGCCUUAGGCCAUCAACUUCCCGGGACUGCGGACAAUGGUUUAGACAUUUGUUAUGUGCUGUCACCACACUUCCCAAGAUUACGGAGAUAGGGAUGAAAAGGUGGAUCCUCCCUGCUACACAGGAGGAAGAACUCGAACGUUUUCACCAAGAUCACAGAUGCAGCAUUCACUUUGACCUUGGUGAAUUUCAGGAAGCUGAUUUCCCACGGCUUAACUAAGCUAUAAACCAUUAUCUGGAGGAGGAAAAAAACAUGAAUGAAUCCCAGUGUAAUCAAAGGAGUAUCAACUUCUGGGCUGUUUAGUGGGAUUGAUGUUACAAAAGCUUUGUAAAUAUGUAUAUGGUAAUGUAAUAUGAGCAUGUCUUUAUUCUCAAAUGACAAGGAUGACAUUUUCCCCUGGAGUUUCAUUUAUUUUGGAAAUCUAAUUCACUUACUAUUUGGAAGGCCUGCCAAAGAUGUUUAGAUUCUGGUAACACAUUUCCUUUUUUCUUGCCCUGGAAUUUUCUCCCUCUUGUUUUCCUACAUGAUAAAUGUUCUAAAUAUAAGGGUGUGUAAGUACAUGUGUGAGUGUGUGUAUGAGUGUGAGGGUGAAAUCUAAUGUGAAAAGCACUAGCUAUGUAAUAGUUUUAUGUUAUCAUUAUUAUUAUAUGUAUCUUAAUGUAAACUACUUGCAUUUUCAUCAGGAAGUGUGCCCUUCCAUGGUUUAUUAUUUUAUGUCCUGGUGCUUUUUAUCUCAGAUAUAAACCAUGAAUGCUAACAAUGGUCACUGACAUAAAUCUUAGCAAAAAGGUGGUCAAAAAAUCAAAACCCAGUAUCAAAAACACAUCUUGUUAAAAUUUUUAUUGUUGAAAGAAACUAACAUACUAGCUCUGGGCAUUUUUUGGGCAUGGUUUUUGCUACAUAAAACCUAUUUAAUUCAUUAAAGUUUUUGUCUUGCUCUAA